This is a messenger RNA of Acyrthosiphon pisum (pea aphid), 1320 nucleotides long. Its product is annotated as colorectal mutant cancer protein. The transcript has 7 exons. Lineage: Eukaryota; Metazoa; Arthropoda; Insecta; Hemiptera; Aphididae. Bases 253 to 1305 code for a protein of 350 amino acids. The record is from RefSeq and is a predicted model, not a curated record. Gene Ontology annotation, molecular function: calcium ion binding.
UAUGCAUAAUCGCAUUUUACUAUUUUACUCUAUUAUUUUGUUGUUAUAAGCUUGUUGUUAUAAGUGACUGUCAUUUAAAUCUAAUAAUUUAUUAUCGGUAGCUACGACCUACGGUUACGGACCAAGUGCAAAGUAUAAAUUAUUACGCGUUGAAAAAUGGACUGAAUUAAAUGUCGUUUCGAAUAGACUGUUCCUAUUCGAAGACUCGCACAGGCGUUUAAAUUGAAUAUGUUGACCACGAAAUGAAUUGUUAUGGACGAGCAACAAUCAGUGUCAGAAAGCGUCGAGACGAGUUCCAUAUGUGAAGAAGAGCGGGCAAGGAAACUAUUCCAAGCCUGUGAUGGCGAUGGCGAUGGUUACAUUGAUAGUCGAGAUCUAUUGACCAUAUGUCGUCAGCUAAAUUUAGAAGACAGUGUUGAUGACUUGAUGAAAGAAUUGGGUGCUGAUAAAUCUGGUCGUAUAUCUUUUGAUGAGUUUGUUAGACGUCGUUUGGAAUUACGGACAGAAAUCAAUGCACUUCGAGUUCAUAUCUAUGACCCAUUGCCUGAAUACUUGCCUACCAGUAGUGAUAAUAGUUUGGGAGCAUUAUCUGGUGGUAAACAUGAAAGCUGGGAAUUUGAUAGUGGGGCUAGAGACCUAAGCCCUGAACCGAAUUCUGUUCGUAUGCAACAUCUUCUACAGACAGGAGGAUCAGCUAACUCGGGAAAUUUACUACAUCUUGCAAAUAAACUGCAUUUAGCUGCAUUGAAGUCAUUGAAAACUGAAAUAUCAGAUUUAACUAAACAAUUGCAAUUGGCCAAUGAAAAAAAUGACAUUCUUGAAUCAUCUAUAAACCAAAUCAAAGUUACGACGGAAAUUGAUAUAAAACAGAAAUAUGAAGAAAGAAUAACUGAAUUGCAUUCAGUAAUUGCCGAGCUUGCCCGUAAGUUACAAGUCCAAAGGUCUCAAGUUAUUACUGAAGAAAUAGAAGAAAGCCAAUCUGAAAUUGAUGGACAAAGUAUUGAAACAUCUUCAUUUAUUCAAGAGUCCAUUGUUUUAUCUAAAGAAGGUGACAGUGCAGCAUGUUUUGAUGACCAUGAAACCAAGAAUCAUAUAAUAUAUACUGAUGUACAUACUAAAUUGGCUUUAAAAGAUGAAGAAUUAAAGAAAACAAGACAAAUUUUGAAAGAAGUAACUGAUGAAAAGGAAAAAUUAGUAUUAAAGGUAAAAUUGUAUUCAUUUAUGAAACAUAUAAUAUUGCUGUACAGAAUCAAUAUAACUUUAUACGGUAGCGGUGUCGUAUGCUAUCUACGCACUGAAUACUAGUGUCGUAUGCUAUCU